UGAAAAAAGACAUCUUGUGACCUUCAGAAUGUUUUAGACAUUGGUUUUCGAGUAUUUCGUAUAAAGUUUCAAAAAUUGUACUUUACAAAUAUUUGACAUGGGUUGCUGUGUUGAAUAGAAGACUAGUGCCAGGUUCUUGAUGUGCGCGGACAAUAUGGCGUUCAAGAGUGCUUUAAAUUUACCGGUAAGGUUUUUUGCUUUAUAAACGUUGAAAUAUUAUGUUUUUACUAUUGUAAUUUACUGUAAUAAUCUCGGGUAAUUAAAAUAAGUUGCAGUGGGUGCAGAAUGUUGCCUAAAAAGAGUAAAAAAAUAAUUGAACACAUUAAUAGUAGAAUUUGGUGUGGGCUGUGGGGUCCACACUGAAAUAUGUAAUACUCACCGAAAGUUACCCCGUGCACAUUCUUGUUUUAACUGCCGUCCCACGUCAUUUUAUCCCCUUAACAGGGAUGGUGGUAAAGGACCUUUGAGAGAAAGUAGGCUCUGAACAAUUAACCAAAUUCUUGUACUAUUUCACAGGCAAUAAGAAGUACAUUUCACAGAGAAUUUUUAAACAGAGUAUGUUGCAGUUGUUAUCCAAGUUUAAAAACACAGACGACAGAAUUGAGUCUGUUUGGAGUUAGAUUUGCAUAUCAGCCAAAAUCAAAGUUAAAACGCAAGGCAGCCGAAGUUCCUGGGUAUAGAAUUGGUGUGACGAAAGCAUGGGACUCCUGGCAUACUGGUACGCUUUUGAUUUGUGUUUUUACUAUCAAUUAUGAUUUGGCAUCUAACCAAAUUUGUUUCCAUUGUUUCAGGGAGUUUGGCUGGAAGUUCAGAAGCAUCUGCAAGAUUAAUGGAUGAUAUCAUGAUAAGAAAGUUUAUCGAAGGAGUGUUCUACGAACUCUUGGUGUCAGACAUUGUUAUAAAAAGACGAGAUAAUCAGAUUAUCAUUACCUUUUAUGCAGCAGGACAACAAGACUCAAUAAAAACAUAUUUUCUUGUUGGCUUUUGUGAAAGAUUGCUAUCAGAGAUGUUUGGAUGUAUAGUAAAGUUAGAGAUUAUAUCACAGUUGGUCAGGAUAAAUACUGCUGCUACAUAACUGUGUAUUCUUUGAAGAUAAAUAUAUUGUGUAAAUAAAUGACAAAAUUGCAUUUUGCACUAAAGUUUGGACAUAAUAGAUUAGAGGUUAAAUAAUAUUAUAAGGCCACAUAAAAAAAUAGUUGGUUAGCGUCCUCGCCCGCCCACAAAAAAGGUUCCCCUCAGGAUUAUUUUUUAUUUAAAAAAACCCAACUUUUAUUAACCAACAGGC
Messenger RNA from Paramuricea clavata, 1285 nucleotides. The record is from the annotation of a GenBank genome assembly. NCBI's taxonomy places the organism in Eukaryota, Metazoa, Cnidaria, Anthozoa, Malacalcyonacea, Plexauridae.